AUGGAAAAAUCAUGGUAGAAAAAACUUGAAUAUAUUAGAAGGUAAAAUUUGAAACAUAUUUAGUUUAUUUUCAAAACCAGUAUAAUUGAAUAGAGAUAGAUAUUAAAUUUAUUCUAUAAUAGGUCAUGGCUCGCAUAAUUUUAUGGAUGAAGACUUAAAUAUAAAUUUAUAAUUUGAACCAGAUCAUGUGUCUAAUUUUUUUCUUAUUUUGAUUCACCUAAAUCUUAAAUUAGCUUCAAGAAUAAAUAUACUAAUACAUGAAUUAUCUCAUAUGUGGUUUGGUAAUUUAAUCACUAUAGAAUGGUGGGAUGAUCUUUGA
This is a messenger RNA of Paramecium sonneborni, 319 nucleotides long. The record is from the annotation of a GenBank genome assembly. NCBI's taxonomy places the organism in Eukaryota, Ciliophora, Oligohymenophorea, Peniculida, Parameciidae.